GGCAGGUUUGGAUUAUCAAGCAAGACGAGAUGAACUUCAACUCUUCAUGUUCCCUUCCUCUCUCGAUAUCUUCUCUACACGACCAUCCAUGAGUGAAAGGAUAUUCGAGUGAUCGCGAAACCCCUCAAACGACAUGGCUCCAUCACUAGAGGAGCCAUUUGAAAACGUCAGCGACGCCCUAACCUCAUCUCUCAAAAAACAACCUGCCCUCGUCGCCCCCGAACCCGAACACUGUCCGGGUCCCGAGUCGCAAAAUGCAGGCCAAGGCGAUGCAUGCGCCGGCUGUCCCAACCAAGCCAUCUGCGCCUCCGCCCCCAAAGGUCCAGAUCCCGACAUUCCCAUCAUCACGCAGCGAUUGGCGGGCAUCAAGCACAAGAUCCUCGUGCUGAGUGGCAAAGGUGGAGUCGGGAAAUCAACUUUCACAACAAUGCUGGCCCACGCCUUUGCGAGCGAUCCGGAGAAUGUGGUCGGCGUGAUGGACACUGACAUCUGCGGCCCGAGCAUCCCCAAGAUGAUGGGCGUCGAGACCGAGACCAUCCACGUGACCAACACCGGCUGGGAACCCGUCUGGGUUUCCGACAAUCUAGGCGUCAUGAGCGUACAAUUCAUGCUUCCCAAUCGCGACGACGCCGUAAUCUGGCGCGGACCGAAGAAGAACGGCCUCAUCAAGCAGUUCCUCAAAGACGUCGAGUGGGGCGAAAUGGACUACCUCGUCGUCGACACCCCGCCCGGCACCUCCGACGAGCACCUCUCCGUCAACUCCUUCCUGAAAGAAAGCGGCGUCGACGGCGCCCUGCUCAUCACCACCCCGCAAGAAGUCAGCUUGCUCGACGUGCGCAAGGAAAUCGACUUUUGUCGCAAAGCGGGGAUUCGCAUUCUCGGCCUGGUGGAGAACAUGAGUGGCUUCGUGUGCCCCAAGUGCACGCAUCAGUCGGAAAUUUUCCGCGCUACGACCGGCGGCGGGCGCAGGUUGGCGGAGGAGACCAAGGUGCCGUUCCUGGGCGCUGUGCCGUUGGAUCCGCGCAUUGGCAUGAGCUGUGAUUUUGGGGAAAGCUUUCUGGAUAAUUUCGGAGAGAGCCCGGCGUGUGCGGCGUUGUUGGAGGUGGUCAAAGGGGUGCAGCGGGAGAUUGGGGUGGUGGUGAAGGAGAUGAAAGACUGAAGGAAGGCGAGAUGUCUGGAGAUGUGGGAUUGCAUGCGCAAUCUCCCAAUAUCUGUCGCGAGCGGCUGGCGCAAGCAAUUCAGCUGCCGUCACUCUCGAAGAUCGACCACUCAAGUGAACGCCCGCUUCGAAUACGGAGCUCAAUUAACGCCCGCAGCUUCCGGGAACGCUGCGCACUGGUAUUCGCCCGCUGAACAAAGAGGUUAUGCGAAGACAACCGUACCUCAUAUAUCGCCGGCCAAAAAAAGCGCGAGCAGACACGCUUCGUUGAGCUUCUGGGCGCGCGAGCAGAUGUAUUCGAGACGAAUCAACGACACUUUAGACGAUUUGGAG
Messenger RNA from Neohortaea acidophila, 1492 nucleotides. RefSeq names its product P-loop containing nucleoside triphosphate hydrolase protein. The transcript has a single exon. Gene Ontology annotation, molecular function: ATP-dependent FeS chaperone activity; ATP binding; 4 iron, 4 sulfur cluster binding. Lineage: Eukaryota; Fungi; Ascomycota; Dothideomycetes; Mycosphaerellales; Teratosphaeriaceae. The coding region runs from base 134 to 1159 and encodes 341 amino acids. The record is from RefSeq and is a predicted model, not a curated record. Gene Ontology annotation, biological process: iron-sulfur cluster assembly. Gene Ontology annotation, cellular component: cytosol.